This is a messenger RNA of Rubroshorea leprosula, 607 nucleotides long. NCBI's taxonomy places the organism in Eukaryota, Viridiplantae, Streptophyta, Magnoliopsida, Malvales, Dipterocarpaceae. The record is from the annotation of a GenBank genome assembly.
AUGUUCUGUCCAAUCUCCUCAUUUUCUUUAUAAGCUGCCUCUGCCUUCAUUCCAAAAUCCACCAAUUUCCACAGCUGAUUGUUAAGAGAGUGUUACUGUUUUCUUUCAGUCAUGUCUAAUCAUAGAUCAAGAGCCUCAAAAAUCACAGAAGAGCAGCUUAAUGAUCUCAUUUUAAAACUUCAAACAUUGCUUCCCCAGCUGAAUCAGGGCAGCAACUCCAGGGUAUCGGUAUCAAGAGUUUUGAAGGAAACAUGCAAUCACAUUAGGAGGUUGCAGAGGGAGGUAGAUGACUUAAGUGAUAGACUUUCUCAACUCCUAGCUUCUGUGGACACAGAUGGAGUUGAAGCAGAAAUACUCAGGAAUUUGCUGCAGCAGUAGAAGUAUCUCUUUUCUUCAUUAUUAUGCCUGUGAGUCUGGAAUUACAUACUAGACAAGAAUGAUAUAUAUACAUAAGUAUAUGUUUAUAUGUUUCUUCUUCCUUCCAUCCAACCAUCUUCGUUUGUUCCUGAAUUUUACUUAGUGUGAGCAUAAACUAUAUACAUUUUCUAUGUAUCUGUCCUAUUCUUCUUUGUUUGCCCAUGAGUUGGUAUUCGGACCCAACAUUACG